CAGUUAUUAAGCACAACACGUCCAAAACCGCUCAGUCAUCGUCGUGACUUCCCCGCCUGCCGCCAUGAAGGUUCCGCUGCUGCUGCUGCUCGCGGUGUUAGCGCUGACCGUCGACGCGCUCGUGAGAAUUCCCCUGAAGAAGUUCCGCUCCAUCAGGCGCGAGCUGACCGACUCGGGGAUAACGGUGGAGCAGCUCCGGGCCGACAAGCCGUCCCUCGAGCACAACUUUGGCUUCCCCCCCGGCAGCGGACCCACUCCAGAGACCCUGAAGAACUACCUGGACGCCCAGUACUACGGCGAGAUCGGGCUGGGCUCGCCUCCUCAGAUCUUCACCGUGGUGUUCGACACGGGCUCCUCCAACCUGUGGGUCCCCUCGGUCCACUGCUCGCUGCUGGACAUCGCCUGCCUGCUGCAUCACAAAUAUAAUUCUGCCAAGUCCAGCUCCUACGUGAAGAACGGCACCGCCUUCGCCAUCCAGUACGGGUCAGGCAGUCUGUCGGGCUACCUCAGCCAGGACACAUGCACCGUCGGAGACCUCUCCGUGGACCGGCAGCUGUUCGGUGAAGCCAUCAAGCAGCCCGGCGUCGCCUUCAUCGCCGCCAAGUUCGACGGCAUCCUCGGCAUGGCCUACCCGCGCAUCUCCGUGGACGGCGUGGCGCCGGUGUUCGACAACAUCAUGAGCCAGAAGAAGGUGGAGGAGAACGUCUUCUCCUUCUACCUGAACAGGAACCCGGACACGGAGCCCGGCGGUGAGCUGCUGCUCGGAGGAACCGACCCCAAAUACUACAGCGGGGACUUCAACUACGUCAACGUCUCCCGAAAGGCCUACUGGCAGAUCCGGGUGGACGGGAUGUCGGUGGGCAGCCAGCUCAGCCUGUGUCAGGGCGGCUGCGAGGCCAUCGUGGACACGGGCACGUCUCUGAUCACCGGCCCCGCCCUGGAGGUCAAGGCCCUGCAGAAGGCCAUCGGGGCCACGCCCCUCAUCCAGGGAGAGUACAUGGUGCGCUGUGACACGAUUCCCUCGCUGCCCGUGAUCACCUUCACCGUGGGGGGCCGGGCCUACACUCUGACCGGGGAGCAGUACGUCCUCAAGGUGAGUCAGGCUGGAAAGACCAUCUGCCUGAGCGGCUUUAUGGGCCUGGACAUCCCCGCCCCCGCCGGGCCGCUGUGGAUCCUGGGAGACGUGUUCAUCGGCCCGUACUACACCGUGUUCGACCGGGACAACGACCGGGUGGGCUUCGCCACGGCCAAGUGAUGGAGACACGCCCUCAAAUGCGAAGCUCAGAAACAACAACAAGGAUCUGCCUGAGCUGAUCACUGUAGCAGUUUGUGUGUUUGAUAUGAAGCGAGAGUGAAACUGAUCAGGGAUCAGCUGAUUUUACGGACACGCCCCUUUUUUCUUUUUAUUAACUAGUUGUCUUUUUCUUCUUUUUUAAUCAGGGAUUUUAAACAUUUUAUUUUUAGGAGGAAGUUGUUCCUCUUCUCCUGACGGGUGCAUUUGAACGUGAUUGGCUUGAAUAAAGCGUUUUAAAAGGAGAA
Messenger RNA from Pseudoliparis swirei, 1539 nucleotides. RefSeq names its product cathepsin D (gene ctsd). NCBI's taxonomy places the organism in Eukaryota, Metazoa, Chordata, Actinopteri, Perciformes, Liparidae. The coding region runs from base 65 to 1255 and encodes 396 amino acids. Gene Ontology annotation, biological process: proteolysis. Gene Ontology annotation, cellular component: lysosome. The transcript is spliced from 9 exons. Gene Ontology annotation, molecular function: aspartic-type endopeptidase activity. The record is from RefSeq and is a predicted model, not a curated record.